UCUAGCUUCGGGUUUUGUCAUUAAAAACUGAACUUUACAGACAGAAUAUGAAUAAAAAGGCAGCUUUUAUGAUCUCGUGCUUAUUUUGUUUUGUUUGUUGGAGAAUAUGCUGAUGCUUAAAAAAAGUACGUAAAGUUUUGCGUCGUCCUAAAACUGGUGGAGAAAUGAGCCAUCUCCUUUUUCGUCAUGGUAUGAGUAAAAAAUUGUCACUUGCCUUACAGACGGUUACCAAAACCAAGAGCCCAUUCAAGGGCCAGAAAUUCCUUGAUAUCAUAGCUCCAAAGCCAAAUGUAACCAAGAAUCACCAAAACUAUCUUAACCUCAUUGAGGACUUUCUUCAAACAGAUUCUGAACAAAAUUGUACAAAACACGCAUUGCAUAAAGAACUGUCUUUUCCAUAUUCAAUGGAAGAUUCAAUCUCAUUGCUUUUUAAGUUUCAUAAAGAAGGGUCUAAAAUUGGGGUGAGUUUAGUGUCAAAUGCUAUGGGUUUAUGUGCGUCGAAGAGAGAUUUUAGGGUAGGGAUUCAAGUUCAUUGCUUGGUGAUUGUAAAUGGGUUUUUGUCCAAUGUUUAUGUUGGUAGUUCUUUGAUCACCUUUUAUAGUAAUUUUGGAGGAGUGGUGGAUGCUUACCAAAUGUUUGACGAAAUGCCUGUGAGAAAUGUUGUGUCUUGGAGUGCUAUAAUAAAUGGUUUUGCACAAGAGAAUGAGGUUGAUAUGUGCUUGAAAUUGUAUAAGGGUAUGAUGGGCUUGACAUUGAAACCUAAUGAGUUCACGUUUACGAGCUUGCUGAGUUCGUGUAUGGGUAGUGGGUGUUUUGGUCAUGGCAGGAGUAUUCACUGCCAAAUAAUUCAUUUGGGUUUUGAUUCCUAUAUACACGUUUUGAAUGCCCUUUUAUCAAUGUAUUGUAAGUGCGGGGAAGUAAAGGAUGCUUUUCACAUUUUUGAAAAUAUGAAGAGAAAAGAUUUGGUAUCAUGGAACUCGAUGAUUUGUGGUUAUGGACAGCAAGGACAUGCAAUUCAAGCUAUUGAACUUUUUGAGGAAAUGAAGAAACAAAAAGUGAGACCUGAUUCCAUUACUUUCCUUGGGGUGUUAUCUUCUUGCCGCCAUGCAGGUUCUGUUAAAGAAGGCAUGUUUUACUUUAAUUCAAUGGUUGAUUACCAUGUGAAGCCAGAGCUGAAUCAUUAUUCAUGUAUUAUAGACCUUCUCGGACGAGCACGGUUACUAGAAGAGGCUCGGGAGUUUAUCAAGAAGAUGCCAAUCCAACCAAAUGGUGUCAUCUGGGGUUCAUUGCUUUUGUCAUGCAGGCUUCACGGGAAUUUUUGGUUGGGCAUCGAGGCUGCAGAAAAUAGGCUUGCGCUAGAACCAUGGUCCACCUCUACCCACUUGCAACUGUUAAAUUUAUACGCUAGUUUAGGAUACUGGGAUCAGGCAGCGAGAGUGCAGAAGCUGAUGAAAGACAAUGGACUUAAAAGGGAUCCUGGUUAUAGUUGGAUUGAGAUAAACAGUCAAGUUUUUCGCUUUACUGCUGAAGACAUAUCAAUGGGACAUAUUAAAUCAAUUGGUAGUUUGGUGGAUAUUUUGGUGGAUCACAUGAGAAGCUUUGGUGUAGAAGAAACUUAUUCCACUGAAUAGUAAUGUAGAGUAGAUGUGCAAUUUUGCUUUGAUAUGAGCUAAAGAUUCUUCUUGGCAUAUGUCUGGGAUAACAAUUUUGACUUGGGACAACAGCAUGAGUGCAAAGAGAUUGUUAAGAAAAUGGACCUUGAGCUUAAUUCAACUCUAAAAGCUAGCUCAUUAGGCGAAGAUUUCCGAAGACCAUAUAAGAGGACAACAGGUAAUUCCCUCAACCUAUAUGAGACAGUCUA
Nicotiana tabacum (common tobacco) is the source of this 1861-nucleotide messenger RNA. Its product is annotated as pentatricopeptide repeat-containing protein At2g37320-like. The record is from RefSeq and is a predicted model, not a curated record. Gene Ontology annotation, molecular function: RNA binding; protein binding. Gene Ontology annotation, biological process: RNA modification. NCBI's taxonomy places the organism in Eukaryota, Viridiplantae, Streptophyta, Magnoliopsida, Solanales, Solanaceae.